AUGCAGCCCUCGGUGCUCACUCAGGCCUUGGUCCUCUUCGCCGGCCUGGCAAGCGUGUGCAAGGCGCACUUUGUCUUGCAGAUCCCCACCAGCCUCGGGUUCGACGACGAGGCAGAGGGCGAGUUCCCGUGCGGGGGCUUUAACGCGCACAGCCGCAACAACGUGACGCUGUGGCCGGUCGAGGGCUCGGCCGUGAGCGUGCUCACGACGCACAGCGAGGCGACGUGGGAGUUCAAGGCCGCGCUGCUGAGCGACCUCGGCCACUGGGUGCGCGUCAACAGGGUGCUGUCGCAGACGGGCGUCGGCGACUUCUGCGAGCCCGCCAUCCCCGUCAAGGCGUCGUGGGCGGGAAAGCGUGGCGUGCUGCAGGUCGUCCAGCACGGCGACGAUGGCGACCUCUACCAGUGCGCCGCCGUCAAGUUUGUUCAUGGCGGUCCGGCCUCCCCGCCAGCCGGCUGCAUCAACGACACAGUAAUCGCAGCUCACUGGCUGUAA
Messenger RNA from Lasiosphaeria miniovina, 495 nucleotides. RefSeq lists its product as uncharacterized. Lineage: Eukaryota; Fungi; Ascomycota; Sordariomycetes; Sordariales; Lasiosphaeriaceae. The coding region runs from base 1 to 495 and encodes 164 amino acids. The record is from RefSeq and is a predicted model, not a curated record. The transcript is spliced from 2 exons.